Molecule: messenger RNA, 2642 nt
Organism: Acomys russatus (golden spiny mouse)
Lineage: Eukaryota; Metazoa; Chordata; Mammalia; Rodentia; Muridae
Gene: Rnf168
Product: ring finger protein 168
Exons: 6
Coding region: 633-2339 (568 amino acids)
Biological process (GO): protein ubiquitination; double-strand break repair
Cellular component (GO): site of double-strand break; nucleus
Molecular function (GO): nucleosome binding; ubiquitin-protein transferase activity
Source: RefSeq, a predicted model, not a curated record
GUUUCCUGGGUAAGAAGCGUUGUUUUGGCGGGCAAUUGUGACGUCUGUAGACCCUGGAUACCUCCUCGGGCCGCGGCCAAUAGACAGGAUGGCGAGACAAGCAGAUCUAAGAGGCUAGGUCUCGGGACGCUGGAGAAGCUCGAGGCGGCCAGAAGCUGGAUCGCAGGCACUGGAGGGCUGCCUCCACCGCAAAGACGAGACGGAAGUCCGGCGGCAGCCCGCGCCCGGCUUCCGGGAGGUAUCUGGUGCUCUGGGAGCAGCGGUCUCCAGGCUUCCGGCCCCAGCAAGCCCGGCGGCCUCGCGCAAAGACGUGCCCUCACCGGGUAAGAAGUGGAGCCGAGCGCGACCUUCUGCAGCGCGGGGAGCAAGCACCACUCUCUAUCCCGAGGCCGCCGCGCUCCCGGAGGAACGUUCGUUCAUUACCUUGCUGGACGCAGGGCAUAACUGUUUACCUGACAUCACAACGCCUGCUUGCCUCAGACCUGUGGAGACUCAGGCUGUCUGGAUUCCAGCACGCUGCUGUUUGUGAGCAUAGACACCAAACCGCUCGCCCAUUUACUCCCUACUAUGCUUUGCCGAGGGAAGACGCUAGCUCCUUUCAGGUGUUGACGUUGAGUGGACCUCAUUAGCAUAUGAAGAUGGCUGCAUCCAAAGACCCUGUCCCUUCCUUAGCCGAGUGUCAGUGCAAGAUCUGUAUGGAAAUCCUCCUAGAGCCGGUAACCCUUCCUUGCAGUCACACGCUCUGUAACCCGUGCUUCCAAUCCACUGUUGAAAAGGCCAAUCUAUGCUGUCCCUUCUGUCGCCGCCGGGUCUCUUCGUGGACUCGGUACCACACCCGAAGAAAGUCUCUUGUUAAUACAGACCUUUGGGAGAUUAUUCAAAAACACUAUCCAAAGGAAUGCAAGCUUAGAGUCUCUGGGCAAGAAUCAAAGGAGAUCGUUGAUGACUACCAGCCAGUUCGUCGGCUAAGCAAACCUGGGGAGUUGAGACGAGAAUACGAAGAGGAGAUAAGCAAGGUGGAGGCUGAGCGACAAGCCAGCAAAGAAGAAGAAAACAAAGCCAGUGAAGAAUACAUACAGAAAUUGUUGGCAGAGGAGGAGGAGGAGGAAAAAAGACAGACUGAAAAAAGGAGAAGUGAGAUGGAAGAACAGCUGAAGGGCGAUGAGGAGCUGGCGAGGAGCCUAAGCAUCAGUAUUAACAGUAACCACGAGAGAAAUAUCUUGGCUUCUCCUUUGAGUUCCAGAAAAUCAGAUCCAGUCACAAACAAGUUGCAGAAGAAAAAUACAAAUAAACAAAAAAGCUUUGGAGAUAUUCAAAAGUAUUUGUCACCUAAGUUGCAGUCUGGGUCGGCAUGGCUGUGUAAAGCCAUGCAUGGAGAGGACACAAACUGCGUGUCUAAGGAAAGUGACAGAGGUGACAUGAAGAGCCCUAUGUUGCAAGACACUGAAAUUGAAAAAGAUGUGCUAGCACUUUCUCCACAAAUGUGCCUAGAAACUCAAAAACAGGGCUCAGAGUCUGUGGCAGAGCUGCCUGUGCCAUGGCUCUGUGUAAGGGAUGCUGAACAGUGCCUUGAAGGGAAAGCUGACCCAGCAUCAAGCGAUCCUGAUGGUUUAUGUAUUGUGAAUCAUGGCGGACCUAUUGCCAACGUUGCCUACUCUGAUGAAGCUGCCAUUAAGCCUUCUGGCAAAAUAGAAGAUGAAGAGUGCUCUGGGUCCUACACCCAGUUAACUGGGGGCAGCAGAGUUCCAUCGGAGAGUAGUGUGUGUCACCUACCAGUCAGAGAAGAGAUUUCCAAAAGGGAAGCCCAGGAAUCUAUGUUUGAGGACGUCAUGGAUCCAUGCUUUUCUGCAAAAAGAAGGAAAAUAUUCUUCAAAUCCUCCUCAGAUCAAGAAGAAACAGAAGUGAAUUUUACACAAAAACUGAUAGAUUUGGAACACAUGCUUUUUGAGAGACAUAAGCAAGAAGAACAGGACAGGUUGUUAGCGCUACAACUUCAGAAAGAGGUGGAUCAAGAGCAAACGGUGCUAAACCGGCAGAAAGGAUCCCCAAAUCAGUACCAACUGCGCACAUCCUCACCCCAAGACAAGAUGCUGCUGCAUAGACAGAGAAAGAAUUCCAAAGAUAGGAACCCCGCAAAGCAAACUAACGCAGAGCGUUCAAAAUCCCAGAGGAGUACAAACGGUGAAUGCUGGCAACCCUUUAAGAGCUCAUGGAAGGAGUCAGUUCAUGGAAAAAAGAUGCCACGUUCUAGUAAAGAGGAUUGUAACGUAUCUAAAAGCGCCUGCCCCAUACAGCCUAGUAAUUCUCAGAAAAGUAUUUUUCAGAUGUUUCAGAGAUAACAGCAAAGCAUGAGGAAGGAGAGUCCUGUAAUCUGGUAACGCUGCACUGCAAGCCUAGCUCUUCAUCUUAAAACCCUGAGCUGUGUCCGUCAUUUCUGCUCAGCAAGCAUGCUCAUUCUCAGUGUCGCUACAAAGGAAGAAGCUACAAAUCGGGUUCUGCAAAAAUCAGUAAUGAGGACAGGCCCUUAACAAUUGUUUCCGUUGUCAGUAACUGCCAUGUUCUGAGUGCAGCAUCUUUACAGAUGUAAGACUGCCUUGGUCAGGACAUCUUCAGGUGUCCUUUCUCAUUCUAAAAAUCCAUGU